Molecule: messenger RNA, 762 nt
Organism: Notodromas monacha
Lineage: Eukaryota; Metazoa; Arthropoda; Ostracoda; Podocopida; Cyprididae
Source: the annotation of a GenBank genome assembly
AUGAAAGAAGGCAUUGGACCGUACAUCGUUGGUGGAUUCGAAGCUGAACGCGGAGAGUAUCCAUUCAUGGUCUCUUUGUCAGCGACUGCAGCGCCAAAUAAUCAUUUCUGCGGUGGAUCGAUGAUCCACGAAUCAUGGGCAAUGACAGCCGGGCAUUGCAUAGCCUAUUCUACAAUUUACGUUGUGAUACGUGAAUAUGACACCGAUGAACCCACUGAACAGCCGCAGAUGCCCGAUGAGGAGUCCAUUCUUGUGAAACAACAAAUUCGACAUCCGGACUAUUAUGUGACAACAAAUGGUGGAAGUGAAAACGACAUCGCGCUGCUCAAACUCAGCAAAUCGGUUACUUGGGACAACUUCGUACAGCCCAUUUGUUUACCAACGCCUGAUUAUCCGACGGACGGCGUAAAGGCUGUUGUUGCCGGCUGGGGAAGACUCGUUUAUGACGGUAUCUCAGCGAGUGUUCUUCGCAAAGUCACACUGCCAGUGAUCUCUAAUUUGGCCUGUCGAGUCCUGAUGAGCUUGAAUAUGUUUGGAGGAUUCAACAUAAAAGACACUGAAUUGUGUGCUGGAUGGUUCGGAUUUAGAGACUCCUGUCAGGGUGACAGCGGAGGUCCCUUAUUCGUCAAGGACGCUGGGAAAUUCACUGAAAUCGGCAUCGUUUCGGAAGGAUUUUUAUGCGCAAUUCCACUGAACCCGGGAGUUUAUACCCGAGUUUCAAAGUUUGUCGAUUGGAUACAGCAAACUGUGAAUAAUGCAUGA